UUGCCAAACAAACCUGCACAGCCCUCUCACUUGUUUACUGAUGAGUCGUACUUAGUGACUAGAUGGCUGCGAGAUGACCAGAGAGGGAGCGGAAGUGGAGGAAGACAUGAAAGUAGGUAGGGGCCACCAGAAGAAGCAGAAGAUUUUGGGGUGACCACGUUCCUUUCUUCACGAUAAGCCACUGCUUGCCUCAUGUUCAAACCCUUGUCAACUUGCAAUGGACUUCAAAGGCUUCAAGUAUGGAACAAAUCGUUUCAGCAUUCGUGGUCUCCUUGCAGCUAUUUCCCGUUUGUUCAAGAAAACUCCUUCCGACGCCCAGGGCGUGUUCACCCUAGGCGUUAGCAAGAACGACGUAGGAACAUGGCAGAUAAUUAUCUUGAACAACGAUAUUUCCUCCCGGUGCCAGCUUGACCGCAUGGUCUACUGCAAAUGCACCGGCGACAAAGAGCAUGAAUUUUUGCUUCUCCAUUUUCGUCAUCCCAUCCAACAGCACGCCGUCUCGAUCUUGGUUAUAGACCGCGUGCCACUGCGUACGGAUCAUACACAGAACAACAAUGGCUCGUCGAAACAGCUCAGGCAGUCAUCAUCCAUAGUCUCGCCACCAGUAUAUCCAUCCUCUACCUACGAUUCCGUCUUUACAACCCCCAGCAAAGGUGCCAUUCAAUCAUACCUACACAACACUUAUGGCCCGUACAAGAAACUAAUUGACCUCGAAUUCUCCGCCUCCGCUCGCCCAUCCGCAAUUCAAGUGACCAUGCUCUUGUCCGCUCUCAACAAGCAUUCUCCGCUAUACGACCUCUACCAACAUCAAUGCUAUUGGUACGCUCAUACUGUCUGGGAGGCACUGAAAAAACUCUUCCCUGAUUGGCGCGAGACAACGCGGUGCCAGGGACGCUCUCGUUAUCUUGGGCUCAAGAUCGAGAAGGCACAUAGUGUGGAGGUGGUUUGCGAGCAAUACCACAUCCUGUGGGCGCGCAUCGUGAAUGCGCCAGAAGAGAGGAGAAAAGCAAAGGAAGAUGAAGCUCGACAGUUGAGGAUGGAAGGUUGGGCGCAAGGUCAGGCAGAGAUUGAGCAAGCACUAGCGGAAGCGGCAAGGUAUGCAGAAGAAGUGGCGAGGCAAAAAGAAGAAGUGGCGAGGCAAAAAGAAGAAGUGGCGAGGCAAAGGGAAGAAGUGAUGAGGCAAACAGAAGAAGUGACGAGGCAAACAGAGGAAGCGAUGAGGAAAGCAGAUGAAAACACACAGCGGGUGAGGUUCUUUCCAGACUUCCGAGUGAUUACACUAUUCACUCAUCGAUUCUUGCAGGUUAUAGGAUACCAAGCAGAAAUAGACCAAAUGCGAGCAAGAAUAGCUCAGUUCGAGCGCCAGGCAGCGUGA
This is a messenger RNA of Suillus clintonianus, 1375 nucleotides long. RefSeq lists its product as uncharacterized. The transcript is spliced from 2 exons. The record is from RefSeq and is a predicted model, not a curated record. Bases 218 to 1375 code for a protein of 385 amino acids. Lineage: Eukaryota; Fungi; Basidiomycota; Agaricomycetes; Boletales; Suillaceae.